GGUUGUCAGAAUUCCCCCAGAAGCGGCGGCGUCCAAAGAGGGGAAGCUGUGCAGUCCUAAGUCGCCGUGGCCCGGGUGGUGGUGGGCUCCGGGUGGGCUUGCGGCGUCCUGGCCUGGCUGCCAUGCAUCCGCGGCGGCCGGACGGAUUUGAUGGAUUGGGCUACCGGGGUGGUGCCCGGGACGACCAGGGCUUUGGCGGCACCUUCCCUGCAAGGUCCUUCAGCUCUGGGUCGGACCUGGGCCACUGGGUGACGACUCCCCCAGACAUUCCCGGCAGCCGAAACCUGCACUGGGGCGAGAAGAGCCCGCCCUACGGCGUGCCCUCUGCCUCCACCCCGUACGAAGGCCCCGCGGAGGAACCAUUUUCCGGCGGCGGCGGCGGCGGCGUGCAGGGGCAGAGCAGUGAACAGUUGAAUAGAUUUGCUGGAUUUGGUAUUGGACUUGCAAGUCUCUUUACAGAAAAUGUACUGGCCCAUCCUUGCAUUGUUCUACGCCGUCAAUGUCAGGUUAAUUAUCAUGCUCGGCAUUAUCAUCUCACUCCGUUUACAGUCAUCAAUAUUAUGUACAGUUUCAACAAAACUCAGGGACCAAGAGCCCUAUGGAAAGGAAUGGGAAGUACAUUUAUUGUCCAGGGAAUCACACUUGGAGCAGAAGGCAUAAUUAGUGAAUUCACACCUUUGCCAAGGGAGGUUUUACACAAAUGGAAUCCUAAACAAAUAGGAGAACACAUUCUACUGAAAUCCCUAACUUAUAUGGUGGCAAUGCCUUUUUAUUCAGCAAGUCUAAUUGAAACAGUGCAGAGUGAAAUAAUUCGAGAUAAUACUGGCAUUUUGGAAUGUGUUAAAGAAGGGAUUGGAAGAGUGAUAGGCAUGGGAGUGCCUCAUAGCAAACGACUUCUUCCACUUCUUUCCUUGGUCUUCCCUACAGUGCUUCAUGGAGUUCUUCAUUACAUCAUCAGCUCAGUUAUUCAAAAGUUUGUCCUACUAAUUCUAAAGAGAAAGACUUAUAAUAGCCACCUAGCUGAGAGCACUAGUCCCGUGCAGAGUAUGUUGGAUGCCUAUUUUCCAGAACUUAUUGCUAACUUUGCUGCCAGUCUUUGUUCUGACGUUAUACUUUAUCCUUUGGAAACAGUUUUGCACCGUCUUCACAUUCAAGGAACACGCACAAUAAUUGAUAAUACAGACCUUGGCUAUGAAGUGCUUCCAAUUAAUACACAGUAUGAGGGCAUGCGAGACUGUAUCAAUACCAUAAGGCAGGAGGAAGGAGUGCUUGGUUUUUAUAAAGGGUUUGGUGCUGUUAUAAUACAGUACACACUGCAUGCAGCUGUUUUACAGAUUACCAAAAUUAUUUACUCUACACUUCUUCAAAACAGCAUAUGAGAUUUAGGUUCCAUCACCAGGUAGUCCAGAAGACAUAGUCUGGAUAAUUUGCUAUGAAAUUAUGAGGGGUAAAAGUGAAAUACUGAGGAAGAAAUGGGUUGAAAAGUGAAAUUGGUAGAAAAAGCUCAUGCUAAUUAUCUUGACUUUAUAAAGUCAUUUAUGUACACACAUAUAACUUCAUCCCUGCAAGUUUUCCACACUUAGACCAGCUUGUUGCAUAAAAUGAAGUCAUACAUUUUCUGCUUGAACAUCAAAAUGUAAUAUCAAAAGCCAAGAUACCCAAAAGAUGUGAGUUAGCUACAGCAUACUUGUCCAUACCUAAACCCAGUGUUUCAGUGCCAGCAACUUAAAAAUUUGUCAUGCAUUUAUAAAGUUUGGUUUGCUCAGCUAGUUGUGUGAAUCGUCAUUUUUAGAGCCGCUCUUAAGAGAGGAUAUAAAAUAAUCAUGACAACGGUGACUGUUUCCACAUUUACAAAUUGUGUACUUAAAUGAAACUCACAUGUCUUUUAUUUCUGAAUGACUUGUCUUACAGGAAACAAUUAAAAUUCGUCUGGGAAUUUGCACCUCUUGCCUACUGUAUAGUCAUCAUUAAAUAAUAGCUUAAGUUUUUAUUUUCUUUCAGUUUUUGCUUAAAGUUUUAUUUUCUAAACUAGAUGUACAUAAAGGGAAAAACAAAUUAUUCUUAUUGCCUUUUAUUUAAACUUAUUUAGAUGAAUACUAGAGAAAAAAAUACAACGCUUAAAAGAAAUAUAUCUGUGUGUUUAAUGGAUAAGUGGAAAAUAGCACAUUUCAUCAUACAAUAAACAAAAAAAAAUUAACCAGUUUAAUAAAACAUUCUAUUCUUAAACUUAA
Carlito syrichta (Philippine tarsier) is the source of this 2231-nucleotide messenger RNA. RefSeq names its product solute carrier family 25 member 46 (gene SLC25A46). Gene Ontology annotation, cellular component: mitochondrial outer membrane. The transcript has 8 exons. NCBI's taxonomy places the organism in Eukaryota, Metazoa, Chordata, Mammalia, Primates, Tarsiidae. Gene Ontology annotation, biological process: mitochondrial membrane fission; mitochondrial fission; axon development. The record is from RefSeq and is a predicted model, not a curated record. The coding region runs from base 123 to 1379 and encodes 418 amino acids.